CGCUUUAAAUGUUGAUGGCGCGAGGAAUUGUGGGACAGCAUUACUUCCUUUCCGUUCAGAAAGGAUGGUCCAGUGUCUUUGCAAAAUGCGAUUAUAGCCUUUAAAAAAGCAUUUAAUUAAUAUAAAGAGUAGUGGAAGAGCUAUUUUUAUGGCUGUUAGAUAUUUACGGCACAAUUCAUUAAGUCUGAAACAUUUCUAAUAAAAAAGGACUAUUCGAUCGCAGCCUUUAGUUUCACUUCCAAAACGAUGGCAGAGACGUGUUUUGUUUUGGGUUGCAACGCUGCAAAAGGAGAACUUGUGAGCGUCCAUGUGUUACCAAAGGAUCUGCAAAUCCGAGAGAAAUGGGUGCAGUUUAUUUGGAAAAAUCGCAGUGUGCCUGACAAACUUCCAGAGAAAACUCGGAUUUGCAGUAGCCAUUUUCCAGAGCACUGUUUUGAAAAUUUUACCCAAAAACAAAUGGGUUUUGCCACAAAACUGGUGCUGAAGCCAGACGCUGUUCCAUCCAUUUAUCCCGGGGACACAGCGAGUACGAGCCAAUAUGGUGGUCAACCCGGCAUCAGUGGCAGUUUCUGUCAAACUUUGCCUGCUGUUAGACACGUAGCCUGCCAGACUGACCCUCCAGAGACAAAAUCAGUCAGACCCGUCAGAUCAGUCGGCACGCAGCUAUCCAUGAAAACGCUGCAGAAUCACUUUCGAAGUACAGCUACCCAGGCCAAAAUACCCAGCAGAGAUUGUGGCGUGUGUACCCUCACCUUCCCCUUGGACAGUCCAUUGCUGUUUCUACAACCCACAAUAGUAAAGAGACCAUCCAAGAGACCUCGACUCAGCCUUACAGACGAGGAGGAAGGCCCUUAGGAAUGAGCUCGUCUAUGGUGUAUCAACCAGACGAUUCAGUGUGACUCUGAGGACUCUCACUGGCUGUUUCUACCUUUUCAGAAGUCUCUUUACGGAGAGGAGUUGGUGAAUGAAAAAGCAAGUGGAUGGAACAAUUAAGACAACUGAAAACUGGAGCAAGGCCCCGGGCUCUCCGCUGCUUUUUUAGAACUGUUUAAUAAUAGAUAACUGAACAUCACAAGGCAUCUAAUUAUCCUGUUCGGUUACCGCUGUUUAAAAAAAAGGGGGAUGUGUUUGUGGUCUGCCUGGCCGAUGGUUCAAAUAUUUUUCUGUUCUUUUUAUUUUCAGUUCCUCUUCUGCAUGUUACACCACAAUGUCUUUCUGAGUACAAUGUGAUUUCACUUCUACUAAAACUGGACAGAAGUGGAGAAGAUGUUUGCACCGCGAAAGCCACAAAGAUCACUGCUACUUAAGGAAUGGCGAUUUAAAAUCAACUCAUGGAACUAGU
Messenger RNA from Plectropomus leopardus (leopard coralgrouper), 1342 nucleotides. RefSeq names its product THAP domain-containing protein 10-like. The record is from RefSeq and is a predicted model, not a curated record. Gene Ontology annotation, molecular function: sequence-specific DNA binding. NCBI's taxonomy places the organism in Eukaryota, Metazoa, Chordata, Actinopteri, Perciformes, Serranidae.